GAUAAAAGCUAGCAGUGUUUUUACAUUGCAUUUUAAAUGCACCGUUACGUCAAAACCGGAAGUGUACAAGCUAACGUUCACAUCUGCUCGUCGGUUCUGGAGGACUCAAAUAAGGUUACCUUGUCAUACUCGGUGUGCGCUUUGGUCAACAUCUGGAUGAUGUCCACUACCUUCCCUUCUUCACCUCGGACGACGCCCAUGCUGCCUCCUGCUGCUGCGGCUGCUGCUGUUGAUGAUGAUGAUGACCCUGCUGCGCCUCUUCCUGGGGACAACCAGCCGCCCUGAGACUGGGCCACCGCCUGCUCGUGUUGGGUCAGACUACACACACACACACAUAUAAAGCUCUUUAUACGGGAUAAUUUACAAUGUAAUCAUUAGUUAUAAUUAGUUUAAGAAAUGAGCAAGCCAAGAGUUACGCAAGCACUUACGUUGUCAUCCUCUGGGCGAUGCGUUGGCAGUCCGCCUUGUCGUAGAACCAAAUGCCGUGGAUAACCACUGGGGAGAGAGAGAGAGGGAUAUUUUAUUAUACGUGCAACAAAGGCCUGCCUCCAAAAAUCAAGUUAUCAGUCUGCCACAUCAUGAAAAUAGCCCUUUGGUUCGGCCCGCUAAGGUCAGCAGACGACGGAAUGAGAUUGGCUUGUGAUACUUUAUUCAUUUCCGAGAAAGAUACAUUGUUCUUUCUUCCUGAAAGUUUCUCCCAUCACGCAGAGUCCUAACAAGCCGCGUAUGUUUGCACAACAACACACUGAGUCGGCCACCAAGGAGCCUGGGAAAAAGUCAGCCCAGCACCAAAUAAGUCACUGCCUGCUGGACGCACUUAGUGCUCACUGGGGAUGGAACCCAACCAGAGUGAGGCUAGAUGAUGGGUGUGUUAGUGGCGACGAGAUGGUCCACAACACGGAAGAAGAGAGGAGAGGGAGUGUGUGAAAGAGUGAGCGGAGAUAGAGGGGGGCUUAAGUCACCAAAGAGAAGAGAGUGGGACAUCUCUCCGUUGCAUGACGCAGAGGGGCGACUUCAGGAGACGUUGUAGUAGAUUCUCACCCAGCCAAACUUCACUUUUCACCAGGAUCUACCUUUCUGAUGACUUGUGCUCUAAUGUGAGACCAGAUUAAGUUUGCAGGCGCCCACUUCCUGCUGAGAUGUGGCAAUGAGGACAUUGAAGGCGCCCAGACAUUAAUUUACAGGACCUCCAUGCUUUCACCGACUUUGAGUCAACCAUGCUGAGGGGCCUUUUCACCAGGAAACCCAAGCACCAACGCCUGCAGGAGGAACCCGAAGUGCGCUUUAAAGGCCACCUGGUGUCCGAGACCAACCUGGGCUACACGUACGUGCAACCUGGAGGCUCCGACUACUCCCCUCCUCCCCCACUCCCUCGCCCGCCUCCCCCCGCCCUGACCAACGAGCACCCCGGGGAUCACGAUGGAGGCGGGGUCACGCGCGGCGUCGUGGGUGUGGUGGGCCUGGCCCCCGAGCACAUACCCACGCCGGGCGCCGCUCUAAGCUGGCAGGCCGCCAUUGAUGCGGCGCGCCAGGCUAAAAUGAUGGGAAAUGCGGCCUCGGGCGGCGGUGGUGGUGGCGGCGGCGGCGGGGCGGGGCUGGCAUCGGGAGGAGGCGGGCCCAUCUCCACGGCCAGCUCCACGCAGAGGAAGCGGCAGCACUACAGCUCUAAGCCCAAGAAACAGACCACUACCACGGCCACGCGGCCCCCCAGGGCCCUGCUCUGCCUCACACUCAAGAACCCCAUAAGACGGGCCUGCAUCAGCAUCGUGGAGUGGAAACCCUUCGAGAUCAUCAUCCUGAUGACCAUUUUCGCUAACUGUGUGGCCUUAGCCGUCUACAUCCCCUUCCCUGAAGACGACUCCAACGCCACCAACUCCAAUCUGGAGCGCGUGGAGUACCUGUUCCUCAUCAUCUUCACCGUGGAAGCGUUCCUGAAGGUGAUAGCCUACGGCUUACUCUUCCACCCCAAUGCCUACCUGAGGAACGGAUGGAAUCUGCUGGACUUCAUCAUCGUAGUCGUCGGGUUGUUCAGUGCCAUCUUGGAGCAGGCUACUAAAGGCGACGGUGCCGCUCCCAUCGGAGGAAAGGCGGCGGGCUUCGAUGUCAAGGCCCUGAGGGCGUUCCGAGUACUCCGACCCCUCCGACUGGUCUCUGGAGUACCCAGUUUACAGGUAGUUCUGAACUCCAUCAUCAAAGCCAUGGUUCCUCUGCUUCACAUCGCCCUGCUGGUCCUCUUCGUCAUCAUCAUCUACGCCAUCAUCGGCCUGGAGCUCUUUAUGGGCAAGAUGCACAAGACCUGCGUCCACGGGCACACAGGCACAGCAGCGGAGGAAAAACCAGCCCCCUGCGCCCCCGACGGGGCCUACGGCCGCCACUGCUCCCACAACGGCACCAAGUGCAAAAUGGGCUGGGAGGGCCCCAACGACGGCAUCACCAACUUCGACAACUUCGCCUUUGCCAUGCUGACCGUCUUCCAGUGCAUCACCAUGGAGGGAUGGACCGACGUGCUGUACUGGAUGCAGGAUGCUAUGGGCUAUGAGCUGCCAUGGGUCUAUUUUGUCUCUCUCGUCAUCUUCGGCUCCUUUUUCGUCCUCAAUCUGGUUCUGGGGGUGUUGAGUGGAGAGUUCUCCAAGGAACGAGAGAAGGCCAAGGCUCGCGGUGACUUCCAGAAACUCCGAGAAAAACAGCAGCUGGAGGAGGAUCUCAAGGGCUACUUAGACUGGAUCACUCAGGCUGAAGACAUCGACCCGGAGAACGAAGAGGAAGGCUUGGAUGAUGACAAACCCAGAAACUUGAGCAUGCCGGCUAGCGAGAAUGAAAGCGUCAACACUGACAAUGCACCAGGGGGCGACGUGGAGGGCGAGACCUGCUGUACCCGCCUGGCAAAUAGGAUCUCCAAAUCCAAGUUCAGUCGCUACUUCCGCAGGUGGAACCGACUGUGCAGACGCAAGUGUCGGGCAGCGGUCAAAUCGCAGGUUUUUUACUGGCUGGUCAUCUUCCUGGUUUUCCUCAACACGCUGACCAUCGCCUCGGAGCAUCACCAGCAGCCUCAGUGGCUGACAGACGUGCAAGACAUAGCCAACAAAGUGUUGCUAGCGCUGUUCACGGGCGAGAUGCUGUUGAAGAUGUACAGUCUGGGCCUUCAGGCGUACUUUGUGUCGCUGUUCAACCGCUUCGACAGCUUUGUGGUGUGUGGCGGCAUCCUGGAGACCAUCCUGGUGGAAACCAAGAUCAUGUCGCCCCUCGGCAUCUCCGUGCUGCGUUGCGUGCGAUUGCUGCGAAUCUUUAAAAUUACCAGAUACUGGAACUCUCUCUCCAACCUGGUGGCCUCCUUGCUCAACUCCGUGCGCUCCAUCGCCUCCCUGCUGCUCCUGCUCUUCCUCUUCAUCAUCAUCUUCUCCCUCCUGGGCAUGCAGCUCUUUGGCGGCAAGUUCAACUUUGAGGAGACGCGCCGCAGCACAUUCGACAACUUCCCGCAGUCGCUGCUGACCGUCUUCCAGAUCUUAACCGGAGAGGACUGGAACUCUGUGAUGUACGAUGGCAUCAUGGCGUACGGGGGGCCGUCCUUCCCCGGAAUGCUGGUCUGCAUCUACUUCAUCAUACUCUUCAUCUGCGGAAACUACAUCCUACUCAAUGUCUUCUUGGCCAUCGCUGUGGACAACCUCGCUGAUGCGGAGAGCCUGACAUCUGCCCAGAAGGAGGAAGAAGAGGAGAAGGAGCGAAAGAAGCUGGCCAGACUGGGUACUCCAGACAAGCGUCACAACAACGAGAAGCCUCCGCUGGAGGAGGAGAAGAGGGAGAAGAUUGAGUUGAAGUCCAUCACGUCCGAUGGCGAGACCAACACCGCCACCAAGAUCAACAUGGAUGAUUACUGCGGAGAUGAAAGUGAGGAGAAGAAUCCAUAUCCUGCUAAUGAUUACAUAGGUGACGAGGAAGACGACGAACCAGAGAUGCCAGUCGGCCCGAGACCGCGACCCCUCUCGGACAUCCAGCUGAAAGAGAAAGCCAUCCCCAUGCCCGAGGCCCGCGCCUUCUUCAUCUUCAGCCACACCAACAAAUUCAGGGUCCUCUGCCAUAAAAUAGUCAACCACAACAUCUUCACCAACCUCAUCCUCUUCUUCAUCCUGCUCAGCAGCAUCAGUCUGGCUGCAGAGGACCCGGUCAAGAAUGACUCCUUCAGAAACCAGAUUCUGGGCUAUGCAGACCACGUCUUUACUGGGCUCUUCACCAUAGAGAUCAUUCUCAAGAUGACAGCCUACGGGGCCUUCCUCCAUAAAGGCUCCUUCUGCAGGAACUACUUCAACAUCCUGGACUUGGUGGUCGUCAGCGUUUCGCUCAUCUCCUCCGGGAUACAACUAGACUUCUCGACGUCCAGUGCAAUUAACGUGGUGAAGAUCCUGAGGGUUCUCCGAGUGCUUCGACCUCUGAGGGCCAUCAACAGAGCCAAAGGCCUGAAGCACGUGGUUCAGUGCGUAUUCGUGGCCAUCAGGACCAUCGGCAACAUCGUCAUCGUUACCACGUUGCUCCAGUUCAUGUUCGCCUGCAUCGGAGUGCAGCUCUUUAAGGGCAAGUUCUUCUUCUGCACGGACAGCUCCAAGCAGACUCAGGCGGAAUGCAGGGGGUCGUACAUCAUGUACAAAGACGGCGACGUGGCCAAACCCGAACGGGCGCAAAGACACUGGAACAACAGCGACUUUAACUUUGAUGACGUUCUGCAAGGCAUGAUGGCUCUUUUUGCUGUGUCCACCUUUGAGGGCUGGCCAGGGCUGCUCUACAAGGCCAUCGACUCUCACGCCGAGGACGUGGGCCCCAUCUACAACUACCGCGUGGUCAUCUCCAUCUUCUUCAUCAUCUACAUCAUCAUCAUCGCCUUCUUCAUGAUGAACAUCUUCGUUGGUUUCGUCAUCGUCACGUUCCAGGAGCAAGGCGAGCAGGAGUACAAGAACUGCGAGCUGGACAAGAACCAGCGCCAGUGCGUGGAGUACGCCUUGAAGGCCCGCCCCCUGCGCCGCUACAUCCCUAAGAACCCGUACCAGUACAAGGUUUGGUACGUGGUCAACUCCAGCUACUUUGAGUACCUGAUGUUCACCCUCAUCCUUCUCAACACCAUCUGUCUGGCCAUGCAGCAUCACGGCCAGACAAAGAACUUCAAUGACGCUAUGAACAUCCUCAACAUGCUCUUCACGGGGCUCUUCACCGUGGAGAUGAUCCUCAAGCUCAUCGCCUUCAAGCCCAGGGGGUACUUUAGUGAUCCCUGGAAUGUCUUUGAUUUCCUCAUCGUAAUUGGAAGCAUAAUAGACGUCAUUCUCAGUGAGAUCAACCCAGCUGACUCCUCCUCGUCCUCCUCCUCCUCCUCUUCGUCCUCCUCCUCUUCCUCCUCUCACCCCCCUGUGGUAAGGCCAAUGGGGCUGCAGAACUCGGAAGAGAACGCCCGCAUCUCCAUCACCUUCUUCCGGCUUUUCCGUGUGAUGAGGCUGGUGAAGCUGCUGUCCCGCGGGGAGGGGAUCCGCACCCUCCUGUGGACCUUCAUCAAGUCCUUCCAAGCUCUACCGUACGUCGCUCUGCUUAUCGUGAUGCUCUUCUUCAUUUAUGCCGUCAUCGGCAUGCAGAUGUUCGGGAAGAUAGCGCUGCAGGAUCACACACAGAUCAACAGGAACAACAACUUCCAGACGUUCCCUCAGGCCGUGCUGCUGCUCUUUAGGUGUGCGACAGGUGAGGCCUGGCAGGAGAUCAUGCUGGCCUGCUCGCCCAACAAGACGUGCGAGAAGGGCUCCACCAAUGAGAACAGCACCACCCACGAGGACUGCGGCAGCCAGUUUGCCAUCAUCUACUUUGUCAGCUUCUACAUGUUGUGUGCCUUCCUGAUCAUUAAUCUAUUUGUGGCUGUCAUCAUGGACAACUUUGACUACCUGACCCGUGAUUGGUCCAUCCUGGGGCCGCAUCACCUUGACGAGUUCAAGAGGAUCUGGGCCGAGUACGACCCGGAAGCCAAGGGAAGGAUAAAGCACCUGGAUGUGGUCACCCUGCUGAGAAGAAUCCAGCCCCCACUCGGCUUUGGAAAGCUGUGUCCUCACAGGGUGGCAUGCAAGCGCCUGGUGUCCAUGAACAUGCCCCUGAACAGCGAUGGCACCGUCAUGUUCAACGCCACGUUGUUUGCACUGGUUCGAACCGCACUGAGGAUCAAGACGGAAGGUAAUCUGGAGCAAGCCAACGAAGAAUUGAGGGCUAUCGUGAAGAAGAUCUGGAAAAGAACCAGCAUGAAGCUCCUGGAUCAAGUAGUGCCCCCUGCUGGCGAUGACGAGGUUACCGUUGGAAAGUUCUACGCCACCUUCCUCAUUCAGGAGUAUUUCCGCAAGUUUAAGAAGAGGAAAGAACAAGGACUGGUGGCCAAGGUGCCGCCUAAAACCGCCCUCUCACUGCAGGCGGGCCUGCGGACUUUGCACGACAUCGGCCCAGAGAUCAGGAGAGCCAUCUCUGGUGACCUGACCGUGGAAGAGGAGGUAGACAAAGGCCUGAAGGAGCCCGUGUCGGCUGCUUCCGAGGACGAUAUCUUCAGGGUAAAGCGCUCAGGCGGCUUGUUCGGCAACCACGUCAACUACUACAACCAGAGCGACGGGCGCGCCUCCUUCCCGCAGUCAUUCACCACCCAGCGCCCGCUGCACAUCAGCCAGAAGGGCUCGCCCUGCGAAGGCGAGAGCCCGUCCCACGAGAAGCUCAUGGACUCCACCACCUUCACACCGUCCUCGUACUCCUCGUCGGGCUCCAACGCCAACAUCAACAACGCCAACAACACAGGCGUGACGGGCGGGGUCGCGCAGGGCGUCGCCGGCCGCUUCCCGAGCCCGUCCGUCAGCACCGUGGACGGCCACGCGGGGCCGCCGCUCACGCCCAUCUUGCUCCCCCGAUCGGCUUGGUGCUUCCCUCCGAAGAGCUCCGACUCCAGCGACAGCCGCCUGCCAAUCAUCCGGAGAGGCGAGGGAUCGACGGAGGAGACGUACGACGAGAGCUACGCCGACGAUAGGGACUUCCACGAGGACGACCACUCGCUCUCCUCUGACAUGCUGGUGUACCGUGACGACACCUGCAAGCAGCUGACUCCCAUGGAGGAAGGAGAGGACGUGGAGGACAGGAGAGGAGGAUGGCAGUCUCCCAGGAGGGUUUUCCUCUGUCCGACCUCUUUAGGGCGGAGAUCCUCCUUCCAUCUUGAGUGUCUGAGGAGGCAGUCCCGGCCAGACGUCUCGCAGAAGACGGCGGUACCGCUGCACCUAGUACAUCACCAGGCGUUGGCGGUAGCCGGGUUGAGUCCGCUGAUAAGGAGGAGUCACUCCCCCACCCUCUUCAGUCGACUGUGCUCCACGCCUCCAGCCAGUCCCACAGCGCAAGGCAGCAACGCCUCGUAUCAGCGGGUGCCUUCGCUGAGGUUAGAGGGCUCCAACUCGCACGAAAAGCUCAACACCAGCCUGCCCUCGGUCAACUGCGGGCCCUGGUAUAGCGACAGUAACGGGAACAGUCGGGUACCAAGCCCAAGCCCCGCCUCCGGCAUCCUGCCGACCACUCAGAGAGCAUCUCGACCGGUGUCGCUCACAGUGCCCUCACUACUGGGGACGGACUCCAGCUCUCACGGCAGCGCCGGAAGUCUGGUGGAGGCGGUCCUAAUAUCAGAAGGGUUGGGCCAGUUUGCGCAGGACCCCUCCUUCAUCGAGGCCACCAAGGCCGAGCUGGCCGACGCCUGCGACAUGACCAUCGAGGAGAUGGAGCACGCCGCCAGCAACAUCCUCAACGGCAACACCGCCGGCGCCGCGUCCACCACCGCCGCCGCCCCCCAGCACAGCCCCAACGGCAACCUCCUCCCCUUCGCCGCCGCCGCCACACACAGGGACCAAGACGGCGGGGAGAGCGCAGCAAACAGGGGCUCCGUCCACGGACCGUCCUCUGUGGAGGAGCGGCAGGAGCUGCUGGCGGGGGGGCGGGACCAGGAGGACGAGGAGGAGGCGGAGCUCAGGAGCUCUGCUGUGAUUGGUGGAGGAGGGCGGCAGAGGAACAGCGGGCUGUUGGAGGAUGAGGACAUGGAGUGUGUGACCAGUUUGUAGGGCGUUUGCUGGACAGCUUAGACCACCCCCGUCCCCUUGCCCCCGUUACCCGCCUCCCCCCCCCCCCCCCCCCCACACACACACACACAGUCUGCCUCUCCUCUCCGAACAAUGGCAGCCAGUGACGCGACCUCUUUGUACGUCUGAAUGUUUGUAGUAAAGUAUAUCACAUUAUACUCUAUAUUAUCAGAGUGUACGCUUGUGUGUGUGUGUGUGUGUGUGUGUGCGUGCGUGUCCCCUCUUUGUACGCACAUUACUGUGUGUGUGUGUGUGUGUGUGUGUGUGUGUGUGCGAGAGUGUGUGUGUCUCUAAAGUGCCUCACAGUUCUAUCACGUCCUCAAAGUGUGACGAGCAAAGCAGAUGAAGGGAAAAAAAAAAGUCGCCCCUUGUCGCCCUUAUUUUCCCGCCGUCCGUCUGGCCGCCAUCGAGGCGGCGUGGGGGACGGCGAGUACGAAGGCGGACGUUCAAAGAGAUUAAAGGCCUACCCCUUCUCCUCCUCCUCCUCGUUCUCCUCACCGAUGAUGAAGAAGCGCUGUAUCGUUUAAAAAAAAAAAAUCCUCCCUUGUCACUCCUAUUUUUUUCCAAAGUUAAAGGAGCGCCCCCAACAAGAGGGGGCGGGGCAAGGCGAAGGGCGGACCAAUACACACAACAACAACAAAAAAAAACUUUGAGCGACACCUCCAUCUGGCUUCCUUUGCUGCUUUACUUUGCCCACUUUUCCUUUUCUCCUCAUACCUCACCCUUCCUUCCCUCCCCCCCAUGAUAUUUGGGUUUUGAGGGGGGGGAGUGUUUUGGAACAGGACUGUCAAUCAUUUCCUCCUCCCCACGGGAUUGGAUGGCGCUCGCUCCACAAGCCAUGCCCACUCUAUUUAACCUGGCUCGCCUUUUUUUGUUGUUUUUCUACUGGUGAUGUUUUUAAUUUAUCCUUGAUUUGUUUGCACAAGCGGGGUGCUGGUCUUUAUAAUUGUGUUCAUUUUAGGUGAAUUUUAAGUGUGUGUGUGUGUGUGUGUGUGUGUGUGUGUGUGUGUGUGUGUGUGUGAGUGUUCUUUCUCUCGAUCAGUAUGCACCUUUUACAGAUUGUAUCUAUUUAUUUAUUUAUUUUCCCAGAAGAGAGAAGAAUGUGUGUUUUGAGUGGUUACUUAUGUAUUCUUUAAAAACAAACAAAAAAAGAAGCAGAUUUAUAGUAAUUUAAGGUAGCAUAACGAGGAUGUUGUGUGUGUGUGUGUGUGUGUGGUAGUAGGCCUCCUUAACAGGGUUACCACGGACAGGCAUGCUUCCAGAGCUCUAUUUUGGCUUUUAAUCAUCUUUUUUCUUGUUGUUGUUGUUUUAUUUCGAGGUUGACAGGGGUGUAUUUGGCCGUAACACACUGUUAUUAUUAUUAUUAUUAUUAUUAUUAUUAUUAUAAUUUUCACAGAUAAUUCUCUCCAAAUGAACUCUUAGGGCUGAUUUCAAAGAUGCUGCACGAAUCCCUACAUGAAAACAUUGUUUUAAUUUCAUAAAUAGGUGUAUUAUAAGUAGUAUUAUUUUGGGUUUUGGCAGUUUAUCUUGAAGUAGCAAGAAGGAGCAGUGGAAACAGCGCCCCCUCUGGCCACGUGCGGUACAUCACACCAUACAAAAGCAUAGAAAGCCGUUUACAAUGUAUGGCUGCCGUAAUAGUAUAGUAAUUCUCCCUUCCCACCAGUAGAGGGCGGCAUUUAUCCCAAUUCUCAAGUUAACGUUAAAGCGUUGCCUCUGAGGUGGGAAAAGUGAUAUUCCAAACAAAGUUUGUUUGACAUUCCUCAAAGAAGAGCUCUUCUUUCCAGUAUUCCAACAUGAAUUCAGCACCGUUUUACCUGUUUUUGUGGCAGGCAAGCAAACACACCACCACCACACUGCCAGGAACUUCAUAAUUAUGCAAACUAACUGUGAAUGUGAUGUGUGUGUGUGUGUGGCUCCAAAAAUCACUGUUUUUAAUUUAUUAUUAUUAUUAUUAUUAUCUACAGUAAUUAUAAGCGACGUGUUUGCUUCUAGCCGCAGGUUAGUAUAGUUCAUUUCAAUUUAAAGGUCCUGUCAUUUCAUCGAUUUACUUGAAGGCCCCGUUGACCAUUCCCUGAAAUUGUGUUGAGAAUUUUGUUUUCCAGAGAAAUCCAGUCCUGGAUUGGAGAGGUAUGUGUAACUGUGUGGACAGGAGAAAUGAUUGCUGCGUGUUUUUCCCUGCAUCCCACAAGAUAUGCAAAAACAAUGCAAUAACUUGACUGUCUGCAAGGUUUCCCGGCGUAUUUUCCACAAUAUGCCGGAGAAACCUAACAUACUUGAAAUCAGGUGAGAUGCAGUGUUGUAUAAAUAGCGAUGAUGUGUUCAUGUACCUGAUUUUUAUUUUAUUUUUAUUUUUUCUCCAUGUGGUUGUUUGCUUGCAGAACCCUGAAUGGCCUCACUUUGAUUAAUUUGCGUUGCAUGAGGCGGACGUAGCGGGCCGAGGUGUCAGCGUCAUGGUUAGUGUACAUACACAGUCAUUUUUUUUUAGCAAAGAGGUGCUUUUGCAUAUCUUGGGAAAAGGACAGCAGGAGUUUUAUUGUGAAAGGGCUGCUCCAAAGUAAAGCUUAAUUAAUUAAGGGCCUGAUAUUUUUAAAAGAAAUAUUGAUAAUGAACAUAUAAGAAAUGAAUAUGAAUGUGUCGGCGGGAAGGAAGCCCAUAUUUGGUCAUGUUGCAUGAUGGGAAGUAACCCCCAUGUUGGCAAAAGAUGGAGAAGUGUUUUAUUAUUAUUAUUAUUAUUAUUAUUAUUAUUAUUAUUAUUAUGACCUUCCUGCAUGGCUUUAUCCCUCUGGAGCAGGGAUGCACUCGUUCCUUUUUCACAGGAAAAUCAAUGCAGGGGUGUCCAAAGUGCGGCAUGGGGGCAUUCAACAAUAUAUCACAUUAUUAAUAAAAUAAUUUCUAUGGAAAUAAUGAUCUAAAAGGAAGUACUAAAUGAUGAAAUUCAUCCAUUUUUGACGGCGAUGAGAGGCAACAAGCAGCGACCUCCAUCCCGUACAAUGCCCAUCCCCGACCCCGACUAAUAUUGCCUCACCACAGGCCAAUGAUUGUAUAUUUUUAUACAGCAUAUCCGCUAUAAGAGAAUGUUACGGGAAUGUAUUUACCGCCUCGGCAUGAAUUUAUUGGACAGCUCCGACUUGAAAUGACUAUUUUCUCACCCAGAGAGGAAUAUUUAGGAGUAUUUAUUGAAGGGAUAUCAUAGUAUUCGGGGGUAUUACAGUACUGGAAUAUGAAAGAAUGGUAAUAGUUUAAUUUCAUUUGAACAUGCAUCAGAUUACAAUUGAAUGCAUCCCAUAAUCAGUUCACAGUUCCACAUGUCCAAAAGGAGUAGGAAGAAGCAAAGCUUAUUAAAUCCUACCCCUCCAUCUGGUACUUUUACAAUCAGUAACUGGUACAUUUGUUCACUUCCUGCUUUCUAAAUUAAAUUAAAAUAUUAGUACCAUCUGGUACUUUUACAAUCAGUAAGUGUUACAUUUGUUCACUUCCUGCUUUCUGAAUUAAAUUCAAUUAAAUUAAAUUAAAUUUAGGAUUUAAUAAGCUUAAAUUAGCUUAAAUUAAAUAAAUUAAUUGAUUAAAUAAAUCAUUUAAUUUAAUUUAAGCUAAUGUAAUUAUGUAUUAAAAAAGAAUUUAAUUAUUAAUACCAUCUGGUACUUUUACAAUCAGUAACUGUUACAUUUGUUCACUACCUGCUUUCUCAAUUAAAUUAAAUUAAAUAUUAGUACCAUCUGGUACUUUUACAAUCAGUAACUAUUACAUUUGUUCACUUCCUGCUUUUUAAAUUGAAUUAAAUUAAAUUAAGGAUUUAAUAAGCUUAAUUUAGCUUAAAUUAAAUAAAUUAAAUGAUUAAAAAAUUUAAUUUAAUUUAAGCUAAUUUAAUUUAAUUAUGUAUUUAAAAAAUAUUUAAAUAUUAAUACCAUCUGGUACAUUUCAGUAAUUGUUACAUUUGUUCACUUCCUGCUUUCCUAAUAUAAUUUUUUUUUUUCAAUUUUAUUUUUGUCACGUACCAAAGUACGACACAAGAAGUGAUUUCAGAGCUUCGUGGUGUUUUUUCCGUGUGCGUGUGCUAGCCAUCCUCCUGCUGUAGCACCCCUCUUGGAGACUAUUCAAUAUGAUGACGAUGAUUUGAGCAGACCAAAAAAAAAGGACUACGUGUCUCUAUGCUGUCAUUUAGGGAACUAAUGUAGCCUCUUUUACAGUAUUUUGCGUAUUUCCCCCUUCAGUACAUUUAAUCCAGGAAGGGAGUGUGUAGAUGUUUUUGCGCUUAGAGAGGGUUGGAAGCUUAAAAAAAGAGUGUCGUAUAUAUAUAUAUUUAUAUAUACAUAGAACUCUAGCUUCUAUGAUUCUAUUUUAGAUAUGAGAUGGAGAGAUGCUAUAUGAUUUAUGGAGGUUAACAGUGCAAUUCAGUGAUUUUUUUUGUUCAAAAUCAACACACUUGUCGUUUUUUUACGCCACCCCUCCCUUGCUAAGUUUCCUUUUUCGGGUGGGAGAGCGUUCGGUUGGCAGUGCAUGUGCGGAAUUGUUUCAAAAUGACCACCAAAAUAAAUACAAUCGGUUUAUUUUAAGUUUAUUUCCUGUCACACAGUUGCUAUGCACAUCAUCAUGUAGCAACUGAGGCGUGCUUAAUGUUGUGACUUUUUCAUUUUUAACUUUUUGCAGCGUUUUUUCCGACAAAGAGGUGUGUGUGUGUGUGUGUGUAAGGGAAUGUGUGUGUGUGUAGCUUUAAUGAGCCUUUUUUUUUCUUCUUCUUCUUUGUUGGUACUUUUCAAAACUUAUAAACAAGCCGUGGGAAGUGUGCUGCGAGGCGUUCAAAGACCAAUUAAUUUACAUGAUGUAGUAUUCACUGUCACGGCGCCGCUAGUUUACCGUGGACGGAUGAGCUAUACAACGUGUUUGCUAGCGUCGGAGGGCGGGCGGACAUAUUGGAAUGAACACAAGCCACACCCCCCCCUCCUCUGAGGGAGGGGUUCUCAUUGGUCGCCUUGCAUGUUUGACACACCCUUCUUCUUCUUCUUCUUCUUCUCUUUUCUAAGUUUUUGUUCUCCGGUCAUUUCAUUUUAGAGUCUAGAAAAAGGGAAAGAAUACAACAGAAAUCAGAAUAUUAACUCAAUCACUUUUUCUACUCCUAUUUUCCAAAAAAAAACAAACAAACAAACGUGACAAAACGCCAAACAAAAAUUUGUAAAUAAAGUCAAGUGUACAGUUUGUAUCUGUAAGUCGUCAGUCUGUCAUUGGUGACAGAGUCUGUCUUGCUUAUAACGCACGCUACCAGUAAAUAACAACAGAAAAAAAAAGUAUAUUUAGACUGUAUGGUCCCCUUGAAAAGCAAGUUUUAAAUUAAUAUCUGAUGUAUAUUCCUGUAACAUUGCAUUUUUAUCGGAGGAAUGAUGUUAUUAAAAAAUUGCAAAUAAAUUGCAUUUCCUACA
Messenger RNA from Doryrhamphus excisus (bluestripe pipefish), 13522 nucleotides. Lineage: Eukaryota; Metazoa; Chordata; Actinopteri; Syngnathiformes; Syngnathidae. The record is from RefSeq and is a predicted model, not a curated record.